AUGACUCCCUCGAUCGUCAACCUAUCUUCUGACGACCGAGUCGAAGACUCGGUGCAGAGCCAAAAAUUGACCAGCACAGAGCAGAAGUCUGGCCCACCACAAGUGCAAUCGAUGGGAAAGGCGAAGGACGGGAGGAACUUGAAGAUCAGGAAGUACCCACAGUUCGCAUCUCUGGAAGAAGAGCGUUUGUACAGGAAGCAGCACCUGGCUGCUGUGUUUCGUGUCUUUGCAGAUCGUGGGUUCGACGAGGGAGUAGCUGGACAUAUCUCGGUUCGAGACCCCAUCCUCACAGAUCAUUUCUGGUUGAACCCCCUGUCCAUGCACUUUUCUCUGAUAAAAGUAUCAGAUCUCAUCUUGGUUGAUGAGGAUGGACUGGUUGUAGAGGGCGACGAACCCAUAAACACCGCCGCUUUCACGAUCCACUCAGCAAUUCAUAGGUCUCGUCCGGAUGCGAAUGCCGCGUGUCACGCCCACAGCGUUCAUGGCAAAGCAUUCUCUGUGUUCGGUCGCGAACUGGAGAUGAUCACACAAGACUCUCUGCGUUUUUACAAAAGCCACUCAGUUUAUGACAACUUUGGCGGAGUGGUAGUCGACCGUGAGGAAGGUGACCGCAUCGCAACGGCUUUGGGCACUGGAAAGGCAGUCAUACUACAGAAUCACGGCUUGCUGACCGUUGGCCAAUCAGUCGACGAAGCUGCAUUUUGGUUCAUCAGUCUGGACAAGACAUGCCAUGCACAGCUACUUGCAGAUGCCGCUUCCGCUGCAGGUUAUCGGAAAAAGUUUGUGAACGACGAAGAAGCACAGUAUGCAGUAAAGGAAGUCGGUGGACCAGAGAAGGGAUGGUUAGCUUUUCAGCCAUACUAUGACGAGCAACUUGCCAAGACCAAAGGCGAGUUCUUACAGUAA
Messenger RNA from Neoarthrinium moseri, 906 nucleotides. RefSeq lists its product as uncharacterized. Gene Ontology annotation, cellular component: cytoskeleton. Bases 1 to 906 code for a protein of 301 amino acids. Gene Ontology annotation, molecular function: actin filament binding. The record is from RefSeq and is a predicted model, not a curated record. NCBI's taxonomy places the organism in Eukaryota, Fungi, Ascomycota, Sordariomycetes, Amphisphaeriales, Apiosporaceae. The transcript is spliced from 2 exons.